UGCGCGGAUACUUGCGAAUGCCCACGUAUCAGAUACCGAUACUCCUCCGACACUUACGGGAUACCGAUACUCCUCCGAUACUUGUCGGACAAGUAUCGGAUAUUUUAAUAAUAUUUAAAUAAAUAAAAUAAUAUCGAUACUUUGUCGACACCUUUUCGAUUCUUUCCCGACACCUCAAAACCCUAACCCCUCAUUCACCAUGUAAAUACACCAUCUAUACACGUGAGACCCUCUCUCCACGCAUCCCUUCAUCGUUUUCCACGUAGCCGCCAAUUGCACCAUCGCCAUCUCCCAUCACCAUCGCCCGACGCCCAGUCCGCCUCUCCCCGAUCACCCUCCCCCUACUCCAAUCUGAUCAAUGGCGAGUGAAAUUGGUGCGUCAGAUCCAUCUGCAUCCAGCACUGCUGUUGGUACUGCAGGUGCUGUUCCUUCGUCAGGCAACAAUUCAGCUAGGGCAAGCCAAAUCUUGGCUGCUGCUCGUGUUUUUCCUCCACACGACAAUGAGAUGAAGCCCUUGUGGAGGUAUGUCGAGGUGCUGGAGAAGAUUGGAAAGGGUCAGGGAGGUAAUGCAAAGAGUAGAUGCAGACUUUGUGAUUUCAUAAUCAAUGGGAGUUACUCAAGAGUGAAGGCACAUCUCCUAAAGAUUCCAGGUUAUGGCGUGAGGUUCUGUCCACAGUCUUCAGAUCAGGUUAUUGCUCAACUUAAUAAUGAAAUUGCUAAGGCUGAGGUAGUCGCUGCUAGAAAAUUGCCUAGAGAUAUUCCAUUGCCUACUGAGGAGGGUGUGUCGGGCACGAGCAUAAGUGCAAGGAAGAGAAAGGGGGUUUCAGCUAUUGAAUCUAGCUUCAAUUUAGAAACUCGUAGCCAGCUUGAUGCUUUGAUUGCAAGGAUGUUCUACACAGCAGGCCUGCCUUUCAAUCUUGCAAGAAACCCAUAUUUCAGAAAGGCCUUCACCUUUGCUGCAAACCAUGGCCUGGGAGGCUAUGUCCCUCCAAGCUAUAACAAGUUGAGGACAACUCUUCUGUUGCAAGAGAAGAUGCAUGUUGGGAGAAUGCUGCAACCAGUAAAGUCAACAUGGAGCUCUAAAGGUGUUAGUGUGGUAUCUGAUGGGUGGUCUGAUGCUCAAAGACAUCCUCUCUUAACUUUUUUGGCUGUGACAGAAGAUGGGCCAAUGUUUUUACGAGCAAUCAACACUGAAGGAGAAGUCAAGAAAAAGGAGUACAUUGCUGAGAAGAUGCUAGCAGUAAUUGAUGAGGUUGGCCCACAAAAUGUUGUGCAGGUGAUCACUGAUAAUGCAUCUAAUUGCAGAGGUGCUGGGCUGAUUGUUGAGCAAAAGCAUCCCCAUAUUUUCUGGACCCCAUGUGUCGUUCAUACCUUGAACCUUGGGCUGAAAAACAUUUGUGCUCCUAGGAACAUUGAUGAUGAGAAUUAUGAAGAAUUCAAUUGGAUAAGUGAGGUUUCUGGAGAUGCUGCUGCGAUUAAAAAUUUCAUCAUGAGUCACUCCAUGAGGUUGUCUAUGUUCAAUGAUUUUAGUAAGUUGAAAUUUCUAGCCAUUGCUGACACGAGGUUUGCCUCUAUUGUUGUGAUGUUGAAGAGGCUUCGUGCUAUCAAAGAAUCUCUUGUGCUGAUGGUGGUUACUGAAAAGUGGAAUACAUAUAGGGAUGAUAAUGUGGGUCAAGCACAAUUUGUCAAAGAGAAGAUUCUAAAUGAUGUGUGGUGGGAUAAAGUAAACUAUAUUCUUGAUUUCACUGAACCUAUAUACUCUAUGAUACGUGCAGCCGACACUGAUAAACCAUGCCUUCAUUUGAUAUAUGAGAUGUGGGAUACAAUGAUAGAGAAGGUGAAGAAAACAAUUUAUCGCCAUGAAGGGAAAGAGCCGUAUGAGGAAUCUACCUUUUACUUCACUAUUAAUGAGAUCUUAGUGAGUCGAUGGGCAAAAAGCAACACCCCAUUGCAUUGCUUGGCACACUCCUUAAAUCCCAAGUAUUAUAGUGAGGCAUGGAUUAAUGAGAUUCCAAAUCGCCAAGCUCCUCAUAUGGAUGAAGAGAUUUCAGAUAUGAGAAACAAAUGUUUCAGAAGGUUUUUUUCUGGUGAUGAAUUAAAAAAGAUCAAGCAACAGUUUGCUGAUUUCUCUUUGUAUGGGAAUGGAUUUAAUUCCUAUGACUCAAUUGAAGAUAGAGCUCAUCUGGAGGCAAAGCAGUGGUGGGGAAUUCAUGGUAACUCUACUCCUGAGUUGAAAAGGUUGGCAUUCAGAUUACUUGGGCAGCCAACAUCCUCUUCUUGUGCUGAAAGAAAUUGGAGUACCUAUGGAAUGAUCCAUAGUUCUAUCAGAAACAGGCUGAAUCCUGGACGUGCUGAAGAUUUAGUUUUUGUACACCAGAACUUGCGUCUUCUUUCAAGGAAAACGGAAGAAUAUUACCAGGGUCCAACAGCAAUGUGGGAUAUUGGAGGAGAUACCUUUGAGUUUGACCUUGAUGGUGGUGCUGAUUUUCUUCAGCAAGCUCAACUCUCGCUGGAUGAACCAGCCAUAGAGAGUAUGCUAGAUGAUAUAGGGGCUCUCGAUCUAUCUGAUACUGCAGGAGCUCCACCACAUAACAAUUAGAUUUAUCAUUUGCAUACUAUUUUUAUAUUAUCAUACUAUGAAAUAUGGUCGUUUUGAACUA
Messenger RNA from Panicum virgatum (switchgrass), 2660 nucleotides. RefSeq lists its product as uncharacterized. Lineage: Eukaryota; Viridiplantae; Streptophyta; Magnoliopsida; Poales; Poaceae. The record is from RefSeq and is a predicted model, not a curated record. Gene Ontology annotation, molecular function: protein dimerization activity; DNA binding. The coding region runs from base 359 to 2599 and encodes 746 amino acids. The transcript is spliced from 4 exons.